AUGAUCGACGAGGGUUGCGCCGGAGGCAUCAUCCCGCUACCCAACGUGGACGCCAGGGCCCUCGCCAUGGUGAUCGAGUACUGCAACAAGCACGCCGACGCCGCCUUUGCCAACAGCCGCGUCGAUGAGGGCAGCAGCAGCAGCAACUCCGAGGCAUCCGAGGAGGCGCUGAUGGAGUGGGACCGCAAGCUCGUCGACGGCCUCAGCCAGGACGCCCUCUACGACCUCAUGAUGGCCGCCAACUUCCUCCACAUCAAGGGGCUCCUCGACGCUGCCUGCCAGAAGGUCGCCGACAAUGUCAAGGGGUACAGCGUGGAGCAGAUGCGCGAGAUGUUCGGCAUCGCCAACGACUUCACCGAGGAGGAGGAGGAGGAACUGCGUAAAGAGAGUCCAUGGGCCUUCGAAGAGUAG
Molecule: messenger RNA, 411 nt
Organism: Triticum turgidum subsp. durum (durum wheat)
Lineage: Eukaryota; Viridiplantae; Streptophyta; Magnoliopsida; Poales; Poaceae
Source: the annotation of a GenBank genome assembly